AUGCACAAAGUACCUCAAGCAAAUAAAGAAGCUGAACAAGAAACAGAAACCGAAAAACUGGAUGAGGUAUUUGAUAGUGAAGGAGAACUAGUUAUAGAACAGGUAGACACCAUUGAUGUUGAUGCUUUGGAUGUUGAAAAUAUCACUCCAAACACAGAAAAGGAAAAGGCUAAUAAGGAAAAAGUAGACAAGGUGAAAUAUGACAAAGAAAAAGAAGACAAGGAGAAUUUGGACAAGAGUCAUUGGGCGAAAUCUUGCCUGCUCAAGAAGAGUAAGAGUGGUAAGAGUGAUAGUAGUUCAGAGCAGAAAUGGCAAACAAAAGGGAAGAGAGAAGACCCAUCUGUAGAGUGUGUUCCUGAUAAGAAAGUUAUUGAGUUGGAAAAUGAGGGAAAGAAGGAUAUGAAUAGUAAUAAUGAAAAAUCUAUUUGUGCCUGCUCUAACAAUAAAAUAGAAAGAAUCAAAGAGGAAGAGCAAAGGAUAGAUGUAAAUGCUCAAAAAUCUGAAUUAGAGGACCAAAAGGGAGGGCCUAUCAUUCAGGAUAAAGUUGAUGAGAGUUCCAAUGAUGAUGUAUUUGCCUCAUCUAAUACAAAAGAAAAUGGGGGAGACUUUAAUGAAGUGCAGAACUAUAACAUUUCAGAUUUUGAGCCUUUUUUGUUAUUAACCAAAGGAAGCCCUAAGCCGACUCAAUGCAAAACCCCAUCUAAUAGUUUGGAAAUGGUAGCUCUAGAGGGAAAUCUUAGGAUUCUCAGUACUAAUGAAGGAAAAUCAAAUAAUGGAGGACCCAAUGGAGGCAUUUCAACUAGAAGAAAGAAUAAGAAAAUGUCAGAUGUUGGAAGCCACAACAAAAAGUAG
Messenger RNA from Cryptomeria japonica (Japanese cedar), 852 nucleotides. RefSeq lists its product as uncharacterized. Bases 1 to 852 code for a protein of 283 amino acids. NCBI's taxonomy places the organism in Eukaryota, Viridiplantae, Streptophyta, Pinopsida, Cupressales, Cupressaceae. The transcript has 2 exons. The record is from RefSeq and is a predicted model, not a curated record.